This is a messenger RNA of Hemisphaericaspora subhashii, 1230 nucleotides long. RefSeq names its product Dos2p (gene DOS2). The transcript has a single exon. Bases 1 to 1230 code for a protein of 409 amino acids. Lineage: Eukaryota; Fungi; Ascomycota; Pichiomycetes; Serinales; Debaryomycetaceae. The record is from RefSeq and is a predicted model, not a curated record. Gene Ontology annotation, cellular component: cytoplasm.
AUGGACAUAUUAGAUCCAGUUACAAAGGAGAGUAUUCCCACUCCAUCACCAAAUCCACAAUCUAAACAAGAAGACCCCUCUUCUACAAUUGACCCAGUUGAUACAACAACCAUCGACGAUGAAACAUCUAAACUAAAUUCUAAAACUGAAGAAACGAUGGAAAAGCUUGAACAAGAAAUAGAACAUGCUUAUGAAUCAAUUGAACAUAAAUUCCAAGAUCUUUGGUCAAUUGCAUCCAAUAAUCUUCAAGAAAGAUAUAAUCUUGAAGAACAUAAAAAGAACUUAAUUAAUCAAUUAAAUUCAACUAAAGAAGGAUUAAAUUCAAAAGCUGCUAAUAUUAAUAUACUGGAGAAUUUAAAAUCAAUUGAAGAUCAAGUUAGGAAUUUGAAUUUAAAAGAUAUUCAAUCAACUGAUAUUGUUAAUAAAGCAAAUACUGCUUUAGAUUUUGUUGAUUCUAAAUUAGAAGCUAUUGAAAAUCAAGCUGGGAAAUAUUUUAGUAGUUUUGGUUCAUUCUUUUCCAAUGUCAUAUCUAUCAACCCAGGAUCAUCAUCAUCAUCAUCAUCAUCUGCGCAAGAAAUUGAAACAGCAAGAGCUUCUCAAGAUAACGAAGAUGAGAAGGUCUUAUUUAAUUCCAAUUUAAAUAAUUAUAACAAUUACGGUACUACUCGGUAUGAUAAUGAUUUAUUUAAGUUACAUACAACUCAACAAAGUUUUCUUAAUCUGGAAUUAGAUACUGAAGAAGAUUUCCAUAAUUUUAAUGUUGACGAUAAAACAAAUGAGAUUUCUAAUUUAUUAGAGAAAUAUCCAAGUACAUUAAAGAAAACUAUGAAUGAAUUGGUACCAGUUCAAUUAUCAUAUACUGUAUUUUGGUAUAGAUAUUUUAAACAAGAAGCCCAUUUGAAGGAAUUGGAAGAAAAGAGACAACAAUUGUUGCAAAGAGAUCAUUCUAAGGAUACCAAGACAGAUGAGGAUGAAUUCACUUGGAGUGACGAUGAUGAUGAAGAGGAAACUGAUGAAGUAGAAGAACUGGAGACUGAGAAACUGAAGGAAAAGUCAAAGGCAAAGCCCAAGUCAACACCUAUCGAAGUAGAACCUACAGAAACCCGAGACAAGACUCCACCAACCAAAGCCUUGCCUGAAGAAGACUCAAAGAAGACUCCUCCUAGCAAAGGAUCAACUGAAGAAGAGCGAGAAACUGCAGACGAAGAUGAAGAUGAUGAUUGGGAAUAG